Molecule: messenger RNA, 1007 nt
Organism: Botrytis cinerea B05.10
Lineage: Eukaryota; Fungi; Ascomycota; Leotiomycetes; Helotiales; Sclerotiniaceae
Exons: 1
Coding region: 276-584 (102 amino acids)
Source: RefSeq, a predicted model, not a curated record
GACCAAAUGAUUCGGACGAUUGGCCUUAUCGUUAUCACAUCAACGAACAAUGACGACGGGGUGGCGCACUUACGGAGAGGAGAGGAGAGGAGAGGAGAGGAGCGGAGCGGAGGGAGAUUCUGGGUAAAUGGCAUAAAUGCUGCGAAUCCACCACAGUAUCUUGGUUACGAUAUACCAAACUUGAUGGCCAGCCUUUCUAAAUUGCACCACAGUCAACAAACAAACAAACAAACAAACAAACAAACAAACAAGCAACAUGUAUCUCUGAUUCCGGAAUGGUGUGUGUGUGCAUAUACCUGUGCCAGGUUCGUUCUUAUCUAUGUGGAGAGACGUCUGCCGACAGAUGUCUUGUCGGAGUAAGAAUAAUUGUCUCGGUCAUUGCGCCCACGGGACGAGACUGGAAGGCCAAUAGUAUUCGUUCUUGGCUUCGACAUUCCUCCCUCGUCUCAACAAUCCUUCUGGGGUUAACUCGCAAGAAGAACAAUGCAUUUCGAGGUCAGUCAGGCCAGCGUAAAGCACAAUCCAAGAAACUCUGGGUGAAGAGUAAUCACGGCAUUCGAGGUCAGUCAGUCAGGGCAGCGUAAAGCACAAUCCAAGAAACUCUGGGCGAGGAGUAAUCACGGCAUUCGAAUUGCUUGACCUGAAACCGACUAAUGGCCAGCCAGUUUCCAAGACAAGAUCCAUUAAACUUGCUCCGCUGCUCAUUCGACAUAUUCUUCAAUACGUUUGGUGUUUCCAAAUCGGUGGUGAUCCGAGUCCCUCCUUGAGAUUACUCCCCCUAUCACUGACUGAUACUCAAAAUCAUCCUCGCCAAUUCUUUGAACCGCUGUUUCGCGAGUUGAUCUGUCCCAGCGGACGACGCUCCAAUGUGAAAGCUAUUUGGCAAAUUUGUCUUGGGGGUUGGGGGGUCUUUGAUUUCGUUUGCUCACCAGGUCCGUACAUUCUUCAGCGCGGCAAUUGGGGUUUGUGAUAAUUACAGCAAGCAGAUGUCUACCCAUAAAUCCUCA